AUGACAUUAAAACUUUCUAAAGAUAUGCUUUGUUUUGAAAAAUAUGAAGAUAAGAUCUCAACAGCGUCUAUAUUAGUUAAAAAUCCAUCUCUCAAACACAGGGUUGCUUUCAAUCUUCAAAUUAACCCAACAUCUGAUCAUUACACUGCUCAUCCAUCAAUUGCUAUGCUUGAUCCGGAUUCAGAAUGUCAGAUUUCAUUUGAAAGGCAUCCUAAAGAUGAAUUCUAUAAAGAUAAUGGAACAUGUGAUUCAGUAGAUAUGCUUAUUAUUCAAUCUAUACAGAUUAACAGUAAAAUGAAUAAAAAAAUAGAUAAAAUGGAAAAAAAUGAUAAAAUGCUUUGGAACUAUCUUGAAAAUGAAGUUCAAAAGAGUUACAAGAAAAUCAGGAUGAAAGAGGUUAUGCUAUCAAUACAUGUUGACGAUAAAUUUGAUCUUGAUAAGCUCGGCAGACCUGUCACUCAAGAAUUAACUAUAACAGAAGAAGGCUUCAGUGACACUGUAAUAACAAUAAAUCAUUUCUCUAUGAUGCCUACAAAGCUUUCAGAGAAUCCUAUGUUUAUGAAGAAUUGUACUGAAUAUGCUUGUCAAAAAAAAGAAUUUUUAAAUUCUCCAGGAACAUUUGAAAAAUUAGUAUCAAUUCCAAAAGAAUAUAAUACACAAAGCAAAAAUUCGGAAUACCAGAAGCCGCUUAAAGAUAGUUGUGAUGUCCUUAAACACAAAGAUAUAUUGCAAGACUUACAAAAUGCUUUUCUUUGCUCUACAGAAACAGUUAACACUCAAAUAUCUAAUAAUACAGCAGUAACUGUUGUAGACUUAAAUCAUGCACAUAAAGCCUUUAGUCAGGAAGAAAAUGAUGAUUCAUCUGAAUUCUGGAGCGAUAAUAAUUUACCUGAAGAUGAAAUUAGUUUAGAAUAUUUGGAAACUAAUUUUAACAUUGUAGACCCAGAAAGUUGUGAGAAAGACUUUAACAAAGGCAUUGAGCACCUUCAAGUAUGGAAACUGAUACGAGAACAAAAUCAAAACAAAUUUUCAAACAAAUGCAUAAUCGAAGAAGAAUUUUCUAACAAAGAUUUAAUUGUUUCACCCGUUAUUUUGAAACAACCGUUUUUAGCUUCAACCAUUCCUGAUGAUUCAAGUCCAUCUUUAUUAAGUUUGUCUCACAAAUCAUCAGAGACAGCUCUAUCUCGAAGCAUAGAUUACAUUUAUACUCAAUCAUUUUCUUAUAAAGAAUUUAAUGACAGUAUUGGAAGAACACUUUUUGGCACAGAAUCUACACCUUGUAGUUCCUUCGAACUUACUGUAAAUAUCCCUUUAAUACCAACAUGGAUGCAGAAUAUACUGGAUCUUCAAAAAGAGCUUCAAGCUAUAAUUGACGAGUUUGAUCAAAAAACCAAUUUCCAUAUUAAAGAUUUCGACUUCAUGGGAAAUAGCGUUUUGCACGCAAAUACACCUGGAGGAUGCCAAGAAUUAGGCUUGGACACUCAUUGUAUCCUGCAUGUUUAA
Pneumocystis jirovecii RU7 is the source of this 1503-nucleotide messenger RNA. RefSeq lists its product as uncharacterized. The transcript has a single exon. The coding region runs from base 1 to 1503 and encodes 500 amino acids. The record is from RefSeq and is a predicted model, not a curated record. NCBI's taxonomy places the organism in Eukaryota, Fungi, Ascomycota, Pneumocystomycetes, Pneumocystales, Pneumocystaceae.